Anopheles darlingi is the source of this 980-nucleotide messenger RNA. Its product is annotated as protein D3-like. The record is from RefSeq and is a predicted model, not a curated record. NCBI's taxonomy places the organism in Eukaryota, Metazoa, Arthropoda, Insecta, Diptera, Culicidae. The transcript has 2 exons. Bases 209 to 904 code for a protein of 231 amino acids.
CUGUACUGUGGCCCAGUCCGGAUCAUCAUCAACCUCGUGCUAUCUCGCAGCUGAUCGUCCUUAUCAUUCGAGUGGCCGCUGUACACUAGAAUAGUCAGGAGUUUUAUUGUGGAGCAGAACGAGUUAAAACCAACAAAAAAAUCGAGCAAUUUGUGGUGCUUCUCUCGAGUGUUUCGGCCUGAUAAGCGAAACGAGCGAACUGCGAACGAUGGUACGCUCUCAGCCAGUCUCAGUUUCGUUGUGGCCGCGGCUGUGCUUGGUGGUACUGGUACUGGUGGAUUGCGCUUGGGCUGUUGACAGUGACGUAACGAAGACCGCGACCAGCCUCAUCAUGACUGAUGUGCAACAGGUUUUCACCGAACAUGAGUUGAUUCCCGAUGUGCUCGACGUUGCCCCGAAGGAGCUGGCUAAGAUAACGUAUCCGAGCGGUGUAAGCGUCGAGGCGGGCAAGGAGCUUCGACCAACGCAGGUUAAAGAUCAACCGAAAGUGGAAUGGACCGCCGAUCCGAACGCAUUCUACACACUCUUCAUGGUCGAUCCCGAUGCACCGAACCGUAAGGAACCGAAAUUCCGUGAAAUCGGCCACUGGCUGGUGGGUAACAUUCCCGGUACCCGGAUCGAAGAAGGAGACCAUAUGUACGGGUUCGUCGGUUCUGGUCCACCGAACGGUUCCGGGCUGCAUCGUUACGUGUUCCUGGUGUACGAGCAGCCCACGGGCCGCAUCGAUUACUCGCAGGCCCCUCGAGUGUCGAACCGUAGUCGCAACCAUCGUUUGAACUACAAGCAUCGCGAGUUUGUCAAGCAGUAUGGUCUCGGAACGCUGGUAGCUGGCAAUUUCUAUCAGGCCCAGUACGACGAUUACGUUCCGACGCUUCACGCGCAGCUCUCAUCCGGUACGGAGUAGCGAUAAGACACGGUUGGAAUUCAGUUUUUUUAUCUCUCGCAAAAGAAUCAAAUAAAAAAAAUAAAGGAACCUGAUA